AUAAAUAAUGCAAUUAUGAAGAGAGAGACAUAGUGAGAAAAGUGUUUGUUACUUCCAUCAACAGCACAACGGUGCGAAUGUUGGAAGAAUGGAAGCAAACCAAAGGCCAAGUAUGGCGGCAAAAAUAAAUACUAAAUAAACUUUAAAUCUCCUACAUAAUUUCCAUCUUCCUCACUGCCCCAUAUACUAAAAUUUUCUAUACUACUAAUAUUUUACCCCAUUUUUGUCUGCAUAUCAUAGUACAAGAACACUUUGAAGUUAAAAGAUGGUGUGUGAAGUGAACUAGUGAAGAGUUUUCUAAAAGGGUUUGGUCUUGUUUCUCUUUUUCUGUUUUGCCUUCUUGAUAGUCAUUGAAAAGGAAAGACAGUGACUUUGAUAGAGUUCUUUUCUUUUUCCAGUUUUAGGGUUGUAUAGUGGAGGGUGCUAUUAAUGGCUUUAACGUUUUGUACAAGGCAAAAAUUGCUAAUACUACUACUUGUUACAGUUGCCAACUGAACAAUACUGAAUCAUUCCCUUCCAAAAUUAUCAUGAUGGGUCAUCAUCAUCAAGAUGAUGGGGCUAACAAAAUGCCUUGUUCUAGUGAGCAUCAAAAUGUAUACUCUGAUGAAGCUAGUAUUGUUCUUCCUCCAGUUACUGCUGGUGGUUCAGCUGUUGUAAGGACUUUGCAGCCUUUUGAUAUUUCUACCAACAACUCCCAAGCUGCAGGAGGGAUGGCAACCACACUGGGGUACCCUUUUACAUGGGCACAGUGGAAGGAACUGGAGAGACAAGCUAUGAUCUACAAGUACAUGGUCUCAGCUAUAUCUGUUCCUCCGGAUCUCCUCUUAUCAAUUUCCACAAAUUCUUCUGGAGCUUCACACGGUGUUUUUCACGCUACCUUGGCAAGUGGUUCAGUACAAGGCCAGCGAUACACAAAUGUAAGGGAUGUAGAGCAAGGAAGGUGCAAAAGAACGGACGGCAAAAAAUGGAGAUGCUCAAGAGAUGUGGCACCUCUUCAGAAGUACUGUGAGCGUCAUAUGCAUAGAGGCCGUCCCCGUUCAAGAAAGCAUGUGGAAGUUCAUGCUGAUGUUAGCAAUGCCAGUGACAGUAAGAAGACACGCCGUCGCCCUACCCCCAUGGUUGUUCCUGCUGUACCCACACAUGCUGCUGGUCAAAUCAACAGCCACUCAACAAAGCAGCCUCUUAGAUCUACCUAUCAACAAAUUCAGGGUCCUCUGCUUUUCCAUGAUGAGACGGGGGAAAAUAUCUCCACUAAUCCCUCUUUUAAUGAACUACACAGUUCGGGCUGGAUGAUGGAAGGGGACAUGGUAGCGAAGGCCAAUGCUGCACAACAAUGGCAACAUUUGAUGGACUCAAGUGCAGGUUUCUCAGCUGAUGGAAGGACUCAUCCAGAUUUGCAACAUGGUUACAGGGAAGAUGCAUUGGAUUUAUUGGCAAGUAGAGACUUGGAAAGUACUGAAGAUGUGAGUGUCAAGCAAAAUGGUGAGUUCAAUUUCAUGAUAAAUCCUGAAUCAGUUUCUAUGGGUCAGCAAUCUUUAAAGGAGGCCCCAAUAAGUGACUUGGUUAACUCAUGGUCCAAUGAUAACAUUUACAACAAUAGUAACGAUGAGAAUAAGGAGGCUUCGUUGUGGUCGUCUCUAGGGAAUAUCUCCCCAUCGUCACUUACUUUGUCUAUUGCUAUGGCUGCUGGUGAUGCCCUUGAUGAGGAUAUGGGAUUGGAUAGUCGAUUUAUGAAUGCUAAUCAGCACAAGUCUUGGGAGAACAGCUGGGCACCUGUUGCACCUGGAGGACCAUUGGCUGAAGCUUUACACCCUAGCUCAUCCUACACAAGCAAUGGCGAUUCGAUCAGUCCUGCAGCGACGACCGUCUCAUCACCAUCUGGGGUUCUUCAAAAGACAUUGCUUUCGCACUCUGACGGCAGUGUUUGCAACAGCCCAAUUCUUGCAGCUCCGACUAAUAUUACACCUGAGAUGGUUAAAUUCCAUUGGCCAAAUUAGGAAUGCCAGAAUGGCUCUUCCUUUUUUUGUUUGUGUGUCGUUCUUUUCUUGCUUUCUAUCACAUGACAGCCAGAAGUUCACAAAGUGACUGUCUAUGGUUCAUUCAGGCAUAUCUCAAUUUCCAAACACAAGAUCAAUGGACUUCUAUACUAUUACUAUCGUGGUACAAGUUGUGUAGGAAAUAUUUA
Capsicum annuum is the source of this 2185-nucleotide messenger RNA. Its product is annotated as growth-regulating factor 5. Gene Ontology annotation, biological process: DNA-templated transcription; regulation of DNA-templated transcription; developmental process. The transcript has 4 exons. Gene Ontology annotation, molecular function: ATP binding. The record is from RefSeq and is a predicted model, not a curated record. Gene Ontology annotation, cellular component: nucleus. Lineage: Eukaryota; Viridiplantae; Streptophyta; Magnoliopsida; Solanales; Solanaceae. The coding region runs from base 528 to 1997 and encodes 489 amino acids.